AUGUCUAUCAAGCUUCAGCCAGCAGGUGUUUCCGAAUGCCCAGUGUUCCCGACCGAGGUGGUCUUCGCCUUGGACGUGUCAAAUGACGUCUCCCAGUUGGAUUUCGAGAGGAUGAGAGGCAUUUUACUAUCUCUGUUGAUGAAGACAGAAAUCAGUGGGAGUAACUGCCCCACGGGUGCCCGGGUGGCCAUCGUCUCCUACGACAGCAAAACAGAUUACGUGGUCUCUGACCAUAAGGGGAGGCCCGCACUCCUGCAGGAGGUCAGGGGACUCGCCCUGGCAGGGUCCUCUAGCAGCAGGAACCUUGGGGACUCCAUGAGGUUUGUGGUGAGACAUGUAUUCAAGCGCGUGCGCGCGGGCCGCCUCCUGAGGAAGGUGGCCGUGUUCUUCCAGGUGGGCUGGAUCCAGGAUGCAGGUUCCAUCAGCACAGCCACGCCGGAGCUCAGUGCGCUGGACAUCACCUCUGCGGUCAUCACCUUCACAGAGGACCGCAACCUCCCAGACGCCCUACUGAUGGAUGGAACCAACAAAUUUCAUCUGUAUGUCUGGGAGACAGAGAACCAGCAAGACGUGGAGAACAUGGCCCACUGUACUCUCUGCUAUGAUCAGUGCAUCCCGGCCCCGAAGUGCGGGCUGGGCUAGCCCAGGCCGCUGGCAGUGGACGCGGACGUGGCCUUCGUGGUGGACAGCUCCGUUGGCAUGGGCACCGACCUCUACCGCACAGCCUUGACUCUGGUGGACACCAUGCUCGACAACCUCGAGGUGGCUGCGCAGCCGAGCAUGUCCCCACGCGGGGCCCCCACAGCCCUGGUGACACACAUGACCCCCCACUUCUGGCUGGGCAUGGGGCGGCCACCUGUGCGCGAGGGCUUCCACCUGACCUCGUAUGGCCGCCGGAUGCAGAUGCAGAGGCAUGUCCGCAAGGCCAUGGACCACCUCCUGCGGGGAGCCCCGGCCCUGGGCCACGCCUUGGAGUGGACGCUGGAGAAGGUGCUCCUGGUGGCCCUGCUGCCCAGGAAAGUGCAGGUCCUCUCUACCAUUGUGGCCAGUGAGACCAGCAGCUGGGACUGGGAGAAGUUAAGGACUCUGUCCCUGGAGGCCAAGUGCAAGGGCAUCACUCUGUUUGUGCUGGCCUUGGGCCUGGGCGUGGGGACCCGCGUGGCCAGCGGCCCCUCCAAACAGCAUCUGCUGCACCUUGAGGGGCUCUCGGACGCGAAGGUGGCCUAUGCCUGGGGCUUCACGCAGGCCUUCCUGAACCUCCUAAAAGGUGGAGCAAACCAGUAUCCACCCCCAGAGCUCAUUGAAGAGUGUGGAGGCCCGAGCCGAGGGGACACCUUGCUGCAACCCAUCCUGUCUGUCAAGAGGUAGGCUGAGGGCAGGGCUGGGCUCUGUCCCCUGCAGGGAACUGUCUCCCUUAGGUCACAGGCAAGCCAAUC
Molecule: messenger RNA, 1436 nt
Organism: Aethalodelphis obliquidens (Pacific white-sided dolphin)
Lineage: Eukaryota; Metazoa; Chordata; Mammalia; Artiodactyla; Delphinidae
Product: collagen alpha-4(VI) chain-like
Source: RefSeq, a predicted model, not a curated record